AUGAUAUGUAGAGUCAGGAGCACUCAGAGUGACGCGAGAGAGAUCCAGAAAAGGUACCUUAGCUUAGAAGUAUCUAUCUAUCUAUCUAUCUAUCUAUCUAUCUAUCUAUCUAGUAUAAGGGAGAUUUGUUUUACUUUCCCCAAAUCCCUAAGCAUUUUACUUCUGAUUUUCUCUUUCUUCAUUCUUGCUCAAUUUCCCCCUCUCCCUCUCUUUCUCUUUCUGUCUGUCUCUCUCUCUCUCUGUCCCCCCUCUCUCUCUCUCAAGUUUAUUUCUCUUUUUGUCUUCUCUUUUCCAAACUUCCAUCACAUAGGCUAUUUUUCCUCCCUACUCUUUUCUCUCACAUUUGAUCUAUUAACCUCCACCGCCUUCCUAUUGUUUCUCUCCCUACCCCUCUCUCACCACCCUUCCAAACGCCGUCGCAAAUCACUCUCAUUCUCUUUCCUUCCUUCCGCCCCCUUCAGUGCAAAUCACCUCGUUAAUUUUACACCUACAUCAAUAUCUAUCUAUCUAUCUAUCUAUCUAUCUAUCUAUCUAUCUAUAUACCUACCUAACUAUCUAAUCCCAUAUCACAGUCUGUUUCUAUCUAUCUAUCUAUCUAUCUAUCUAUCUAUCUAUCUAUCUAUAUACCUACCUAACUAUCUAAUCCCAUAUCAGUCUGUUUGUUUCUAUCUAUCUAUCUAUCUAUCUAUCUAUCUAUCUAUCUAUCUAUAUACCUAUCUAAUCUGUUUCUAUCUAUCUAUCUAUCUAUCUAUCUAUCUAUCUAUCUAUCUAUCUAUCUAUCUAUCUAUAUACCUACCUAACUAUCUAAUCACAUAUCACAGUCUGUUUCUAUCUAUCUAUCUAUCUAUCUAUCUAUCUAUCUAUCUAUCUACAGACAGACAUAUAUAA
Molecule: messenger RNA, 888 nt
Organism: Acanthosepion pharaonis
Lineage: Eukaryota; Metazoa; Mollusca; Cephalopoda; Sepiida; Sepiidae
Source: the annotation of a GenBank genome assembly